AUGUUUAACGAAAAUGAAAGUCACGACUAUGAUCGCUAUUCAACAAGAAUUUUUAAUCAAGAUUAUCCAAAUUCUUCUCAUAUUGUAGCAACAUACAAAUCAGGCGAUAUAACUUUUAUUUCAUGGUAUAAUGUAAUAUCUUUGGAACAAUAUCCUAUAAAUGUUAUGAUGACGCAAAAAAAUUCUAAAAAUGGAAAACAGUAUUGGAUACCGAAUGAUUAUGUUGUUGAAACUGAAUUUGGGUAUAAAAAACUUUAUUGUGAAAUUAAAUACAUUUCAAAUCAAAAAAUAAGGUAUAAUAUUUUUUGGAAAGAAAAUAAUACAGAGUGGAGUGUUUAUAGUGAAAGAUCUACAACUGGAGCUGUUACCGCGUUUUUAAAAUUGGCAGCUUUUGAUAAAGAUUCUGAACGAGAACUUUCAUCACUAAUUAAAAAGCAUUAUAUGACUACAGUAAUAGAUCAACCAAUAAUUUAUAUACGUAAUAUUGAAUUAGAUUUUAAUGGUGAAACUAUUAAUCUUACUAAUCAGCAUAAUAUUGAACCUAAAAAAUUGGAUGCUAUUGUUCGAGCAUGUGAUGAAUCUUUAUUAUCAAGAGAUGGUUAUCGCCGGUUAUCUGCAGUUAAAUGUCAUCUUAUUCAAAUAUUAAUUGAUGAAGUUGAAAUUGGAAAUGGCGUAUAUAGAUCAAUUCAAACUUUACUUAGAGUAUUAAUUUCAAUUUGGAAAAACACCUCUCCGCCUAUACUUAAACAAAAAGAUACAAUUAAUCUUAAAAUUAGUGGUGAUGGACGAAAUGUAAGACGUAAACAAAAGCAU
Messenger RNA from Funneliformis mosseae, 813 nucleotides. Lineage: Eukaryota; Fungi; Glomeromycota; Glomeromycetes; Glomerales; Glomeraceae. The record is from the annotation of a GenBank genome assembly.